AUGGGAGUUUACGAAUAUUUGCAAGGAGCUGCGGUGGGCGCCUGGAUAUUUGCCGCACACCGCAGGCGGCAGGAAAGCCGCCUGCGGCACAUAGUUCGGAAGGAGGCUCUGCUGCCUUUGUCGGAGAAGUUCACUGAUAAUCAGGGUAGCAAGAGAAGCAGUGCGAGUGCGAAUCAACCUGCGCCGAGUCCCUCAGUGGUGAUUCCAUGGGUCUUUCAAGAGGUGGCCGAGUCUCUGAACGAAAUGGAUUACUUCAGAAGAAGCGUCAUGCUAGAGAAGCACGCCUCCCGCUUGAGGCUUUGCUGGCAAAAACACGGUGCAGAAUUUCCGAAGACGUUUGCUGCGGAGCUACUCCGGUUGCCGGGCACAGAUGUGUGGGAGACGGGCCGGGAUCCCUCUGAAGAAACGGGACCGGAUUCAGAGGAUGAUAUCGCGGAAGAGAACCAAAAGAGCGUGCUCCUCACCUUCUUUCUGAACACCUUCGCUGCCGAGGAUGAACAUACCGCAAAUUUGAGAAUCAAACGGGGCUCAACAGAACUCUGGCGCCCAGUUCUGGAAGAGAUCAAACGGGCAUCGGUGAACAAAGGACCGGAUUGGACGUCCCCAAAGGCCGCGCAAUUCCGCGCAAAAGUGCUGCAACUGAUGGUUAAAUUGGAGGCUGCCGGGGAAAGCUGUCACCUUUGGAGUCUCGGAUAUUGCCACUCGUACUACGAAUAUGAGAGGGGCCACGUGACCAAGAAUGCAAUAAAACUGAUGGGCACGCUGGAAGAGGUGAGAGAGAAGAUUGCGGGAGUGGAAAGAGACGCGGCCAAGGUGGCGAUGGAAGCGAAGAAAGAGCCCAUCAAGGCGUCCCUCAAGCCGGCGCCGUGGGAGGUGGAUUGA
This is a messenger RNA of Klebsormidium nitens, 882 nucleotides long. Lineage: Eukaryota; Viridiplantae; Streptophyta; Klebsormidiophyceae; Klebsormidiales; Klebsormidiaceae. The record is from the annotation of a GenBank genome assembly.